Molecule: messenger RNA, 1138 nt
Organism: Fusarium verticillioides 7600
Lineage: Eukaryota; Fungi; Ascomycota; Sordariomycetes; Hypocreales; Nectriaceae
Exons: 1
Coding region: 110-925 (271 amino acids)
Biological process (GO): endosomal transport
Cellular component (GO): BLOC-1 complex
Source: RefSeq, a predicted model, not a curated record
ACAUGCAGUGUAAGUAUGAGCAACGUGAAACGGCGGAGCUACAUCUCUUAUUUCAUCUUUAAACCAAUUAUUACAAGUGCAUCAGUAUUCCACUGGCAUCUCUCGCACCAUGUCUACAGCACCUUCUUCUUCAGCUACUCAUCAUCAGUCCAGCACUUCAGCCGCGGCCAUAGGCUCUUCAUCUUCUUCAUCUUCUUCAUCAUCUCCUCGCCCGCCGACAUCACCUCCUCCCACGAUCGCAUCUCCGUCAGUCGCCCAUGCCCAUGCUCAUGCACAAAUCCCCUCCGCAGCGCAGCAGACUUCGCCGCCUCCUCCGCAACUACAGUCCACGCUUCCGUCAGCCGAGACGCAGCGCCACGUAGCGGAAGCACGUCGCGCUGUCGUCGCAACGCUGGAGAACAUGAUGGACUCUGAGCUGCAAUGGCGCGCAUCUAUGUUGCAUUCCAACGCUGCGGCGCUGAGCAAGCAGGCGCAGGAUGUGCAGCGUGCGACUGAAGGACUGCGCCGCGAAAAUGUUAAGCUUGCGCGGGAGGCAGACGCUGCGGCACGGAGGCUAAAGGAGCUCGGUAACGUGCAGAACUGGGCUGAGGUGCUGGAGCGCGACUUUCUCGUCCUGGAGGAGACUGUCAGACUCGCAAAUUCCGAUCGUAGCUGUAGCUGCAGCGAGUGUGGAAGUUAUGCUGGGAGUGAGAGUGACGGUGGUGAUGUGGACGAGGGCCAGCGGGCCAUGAGGCUUGACGAAGAAGAGAGGGGCAAGGGUGUUGAAGGGCGCAAAACGCUCGAUGUUGAGAUGGAUAUCGAUACGGAGAACCAUGCGCCUGGUACGUUUUCCGAUGCUAGUAGGAGCUUGACAGAGGCAGACUCCAGCGUGGGAAGGGGGGCUAAGGGAUCAGAUACGGCUUCUAUGUCAACGAUUUCACGAUGAGACCAAAGAUCACCGAGCGAGUGAUGAGCCACGACCAUUCUGAGUAUAUUAUAGGACUAGGGAACUGGCUUCCGCGGUAUAUGAUUCUAUGAGAGCCAUUCGAACAUUACUAUAGCAUGAUAGUCUAAUACUGAGUUUUCACCAAAUCUACUCCGAUCCGAACCGCCUUUUGUCACCUAUAGUGUAGCCCCUGAUAGCUUCUAUAUUGAUGCG